Molecule: messenger RNA, 645 nt
Organism: Juglans microcarpa x Juglans regia
Lineage: Eukaryota; Viridiplantae; Streptophyta; Magnoliopsida; Fagales; Juglandaceae
Product: kiwellin-like
Exons: 1
Coding region: 1-645 (214 amino acids)
Source: RefSeq, a predicted model, not a curated record
AUGGUAAACCUUGUGUCACUCUUGCUUCCACUUUCCCUAUUCAUCGUUAUCAUCUCCCUACCUCUCCCUGCACAAGCUAUAUCCUCUUGCAGUGGCCCAUGUAAUACUCUCGACGAUUGUGACGGUCAACUCAUUUGCAUCAAUGGCAAGUGCAAUGAUGACCCUGAUGCUGGCACCCACAUAUGCGGAAACUCUGCACCUAGUGGAAACAACAACUGCCAACCCUCGGGCACCUUGAAUUGUCAAGGGACAUCCUACACUCAGUAUAGAUGCUCGCCUCCCGUGACGUCCUCCACGCCAGCCAUUCUCACAAACAACGAUUUCAGUCAAGGUGGGGAUGGUGGAGCCCAAUCCAAGUGCGACGAUAGUUUCCACAACAACUCAGAGCUGAUCGUGGCAUUAUCAACUGGGUGGUUUAACGACAAUUCGCGCUGCGGUAGUAUGAUUAGAAUUAUGGCUAGUAAUGGGAGGAGUGUGGAGGCCAAGGUGGUAGACGAGUGUGACUCCGUUAAUGGGUGUGACGAAGAGCAUGCAGGUCAGCCACCAUGCAAGAAUAAUAUUGUAGAUGGGUCGGAUGCUGUGUGGAAUGAAUUGGGACUGAAUAAAGACGUGGGUGAAGUGGAUAUUACUUGGUCUAUGGCAUAG